Molecule: messenger RNA, 5355 nt
Organism: Mustela erminea (ermine)
Lineage: Eukaryota; Metazoa; Chordata; Mammalia; Carnivora; Mustelidae
Gene: PNISR
Product: PNN interacting serine and arginine rich protein
Exons: 13
Coding region: 384-2828 (814 amino acids)
Cellular component (GO): nuclear speck; presynaptic active zone
Molecular function (GO): RNA binding
Source: RefSeq, a predicted model, not a curated record
AACCAAUCGGGCGCCAUCUUGUCUUGUUCGUGAAGAAGUAGAAGCAUCGAAAGGUUUGGAGAGGUAUUACAGGAACGGUGGCGACAACGGUGUUCCGGAAUCAGAGUGAGUAAGUGGUGGAGAACAAUUACGCGUGGGGACUUGGCAGGCCAUUACAGCCUUCUUGGCUUCUGUGGCGAAGCUAGCAUAACUUAAACACGUAGGCUGCGUACGCUGCUUGGCGCGACCGCUGGAACCUCAUCUCCUUAAAGCGGCGGUGUCCGCCCGACUUGGGCAUAAGUAAUCUUGCUGCUAUGCUUCCAAGCUGUAGUCUGAAUCAACCUAAAUUUUAAACGGAAGGUGAACCUCUGAGGUAGAAAAUCAAAUAUAUUUUAAAAGUCAGGAUGUGGGAUCAAGGAGGACAGCCUUGGCAGCAAUGGCCCUUGAACCAGCAACAGUGGAUGCAGUCCUUCCAGCACCAGCAGGAUCCAAGCCAGAUUGACUGGGCUGCAUUGGCUCAAGCUUGGAUUGCCCAAAGAGAAGCUUCAGGGCAGCAAAGUAUGGUAGAACAACCACCAGGAAUGAUGCCAAAUGGACAAGAUAUGUCUACAAUGGAAUCUGGUCCAAACAAUCAUGGGAAUUUUCAAGGGGAUUCAAACUUUAACAGAAUGUGGCAACCAGAAUGGGGAAUGCAUCAGCAGCCCCCACACCCCCCUCCAGAUCAGCCAUGGAUGCCACCAACACCAGGCCCAAUGGACAUUGUUCCUCCUUCCGAAGACAGCAACAGUCAGGACAGUGGGGAAUUUGCCCCUGACAACAGGCAUAUAUUUAACCAGAACAAUCACAACUUUGGUGGACCACCCGAUAAUUUUGCAGUGGGGCCAGUGAACCAGUUUGACUAUCAGCAUGGGGCUGCUUUUGGUCCACCGCAAGGUGGAUUUCAUCCUCCUUAUUGGCAACCAGGACCUCCAGGACCUCCAGCACCUCCCCAGAAUCGAAGAGAAAGGCCAUCAUCAUUCAGGGAUCGGCAGCGAUCACCUAUUGCACUUCCUGUGAAGCAGGAGCCUCCACAAAUUGAUGCAGUAAAACGCAGGACUCUUCCAGCUUGGAUUCGAGAAGGCCUUGAAAAAAUGGAACGUGAAAAGCAGAAGAAAUUGGAGAAAGAAAGAAUGGAGCAACAACGUUCACAAUUGUCCAAAAAAGAAAAGAAGGCCACAGAAGAUGCUGAAGGAGGGGAUGGCCCUCGCUUACCUCAGAGAAGUAAAUUUGAUAGUGAUGAGGAAGAUGAAGACACUGAAAAUGUUGAGGCUGCUAGUAGUGGAAAAGUCACCAGAAGUCCAUCUCCAGUUCCUCAGGACGAGCACAGUGAACCAGAGAUGACUGAAGAAGAGAAAGAGUAUCAAAUGAUGUUGCUGACAAAAAUGCUUCUAACCGAAAUUCUACUGGAUGUCACAGAUGAAGAAAUUUAUUAUGUAGCCAAAGAUGCACACCGGAAAGCAACGAAAGCUCCUGCAAAACAGCUGGCACAGUCCAGUGCACUGGCUUCCCUCACUGGACUCGGUGGACUGGGUGGUUAUGGAUCAGGAGACAGUGAAGAUGAGAGGAGUGACAGAGGCUCUGAGUCAUCUGACACUGAUGAUGAGGAAUUACGGCACCGAAUCCGGCAAAAACAGGAAGCUUUUUGGAGAAAAGAAAAGGAACAGCAGCUAUUACAUGAUAAACAGAUGGAAGAAGAAAAGCAGCAAACAGAAAGGGUUACAAAAGAGAUGAAUGAAUUUAUCCAUAAAGAGCAAAAUAGUUUAUCACUACUAGAAGCAAGAGAAGCAGAUGGUGAUGUGGUUAAUGAAAAGAAAAGAACUCCAAAUGAAACUACGUCAGUUUUAGAACCAAAAAAAGAGCAUAAAGAAAAAGAGAAACAAGGAAGAAGUAGAUCAGGAAGUUCUAGUAGUGGUAGUUCCAGUAGCAAUAGCAGAACGAGUAGUACUAGUAGUACUGUCUCUAGCUCUUCAUACAGUUCUAGCUCAGGUAGUAGUCGUACUUCUUCCCGAUCUUCUUCUCCUAAAAGGAAAAAAAGACAUAGUAGGAGUAGAUCUCCAACAAUUAAAGCUAGACGGAGUAGAAGUAGAAGUUACUCUCGCAGAAUUAAAAUAGAGAGCAAUAGGGCUAGAGUAAAGAUUAGAGAUAGGAGGAGAUCUAAUAGGAAUAGCAUUGAAAGAGAAAGACGAAGAAAUCGGAGUCCUUCUCGAGAGAGACGUAGAAGUAGAAGUCGCUCAAGGGAUAGGCGAACCAAUCGGUCCAGUCGCAGUAGGAGUCGAGAUAGGCGUAAAAUUGAUGAUCAACGUGGAAGUCUUAGUGGGAGCAGUCAUAAGCAUAAAGGUGAGGCUAAAGAACAAGAGAGAAAAAAGGAGAGGAGCCGAAGUAUAGAUAAAGAUAGGAAAAAGAAAGACAAAGAAAGGGAACGUGAGCAGGAUAAAAGAAAAGAGAAACAAAAAAGAGAAGAAAAAGAUUUUAAGUUCAGUAGUCAGGAUGAUAGGUUAAAAAGGAAACGAGAAAGUGAAAGAACAUUCUCUAGGAGUGGUUCUAUAUCUGUUAAAAUUAUCAGACAUGAUUCUAGACAGGAUAGUAAGAAAAGUACUACCAAAGAUAGCAAAAAACAUUCAGGCUCUGAUUCUAGUGGAAGGAGCAGUUCUGAAUCUCCAGGAAGUAGCAAAGAAAAGAAGGCUAAGAAGCCUAAACAUAGUCGAUCGCGAUCCAUGGAGAAAUCUCAAAGGUCUGGUAAGAAGGCAAGCCGCAAACACAAGUCUAAGUCCCGAUCAAGAUCAACAACCCCUCCCCGUCGUAAACGCUGAGGAAUGAUGUGGCAAGAAUGCCAUGAUGUUUAAAAAAUUCCAUGAGUUUUAAGGGCUUGUCUCAUUAUAGAGGCACAUUGUGGCUGUGUAGGUGAAACCAGAAUCUUUUUUUUUUUUUUAAUCUGUAAAUAGGUGUACUUUUUCCAAAUGCUGCUCCAAGUUACUUAAUAGGAUUUCUUUGUAUUACAUUUUUUUCAAAAAAUAGUGCUUAAUAAGACUAUAAACAUGCCAUUCUCUUUCAGCUGUAAUGUUCUUAAAAUUAUUCUUGAAUGUACUGUGAUGUCAAUAAAGCUCUUCAGUUCAUUUUUGUUAACCUCUUGCACCUUAAUUUUAUGAUUUUAAUCUAAGGAACGUACUUUUAUAAAAAGGCAGCUGGAAUUUUGUAUAACAGGUUUUAAAGGUACUUCCUCUCAUCUUCCCCAAAGAAAAUGGUUUUAACUUAAUAGUUUGUCAAAGUUUGUAAAUUGUACCCAUGGAUUUUUGUCAAAUUCCAACUUCAAGGGUGUGGAAGAGGGCCAAAAAUAGACCUUUACUUUUCAUUUGGAAACAUUUGACAGCUUUCUAAACUUUUUUUUCCUAUUUUGAGGAUUUUCGAGUAAUAUAUUCUCUGUGUAUAAAGUAUGGUUUACUUCUGUACAGUGAAAUUGCUGGAAUCAAUCAAGCCAGUGCACCAUUAGAGUCAUUUAUAAGGAACAGUUGUGUUUGACACUAAUAGUCAAGUCUGGAAUUCUAUUCUGCAGUUAUCCACUUCUGUUUUAGAAGCAUAUUUCAAACACUGGGAAUAUUACAGAAAUAAGACUCACAAUUCAGUGUAUUUAUUUAUAUUUUUAAAGUAUAAUAUGACCUCAACUCAGUGGAAGAAUGCUAUAUUAUGCAGGUUUGUGUCAAUUUCAUGACAUUAAAAUGGUCUGGUUUUGUCACUUUCUUAACAAUUAUGAUCAGUGAGUGGUCUAGCUAUUUAAGGCAGUCAUAACUUAUAAGUAAAAUGAGGCUCUGCAGGCAUUUAAAUUAAGCUCAGCUGCUUUCAGGGUCUGUUUUUGUGUGAUUAUUGUCUUAUGCCACAAUCAGAUACAUCUCUGAAAACAAAUGCUUUUAAAUUUUAAUUUAAAAAGGAAAAAAGCAGGUGCAGGUCACGGAAAAGUUUUAAAGUAUGCCUUCUUACCAGCAAUAGUUCAUUUUAAAAUAAGCCAGAUUUUUGCCAAGAUCAGUGUUUCUUCAAAAUGAAGGUAGAAAUAGAUUUGUAAGUGUGCUCUUGUACCUCUACAUAGGUUCCUAAAUAAUUUUGAACAGUUACGCAUUUAUCUAGAGGAAAUAAAUCAACUGUGAAUAAAUGCAUGUUUACCAAAAUGGUUGUUUUACAGUGCAUUUAGUUCUGAUAUUUAUAAAGUUGAUAUUCACAGAAUAACUUUUAAAUAGUUUGGAAUUCUAUAUAGUUUAGACAUCAGUCACGUGGAGACAAAAUGAAAAUGUGCAAUAUUUUUUAUGUAGGUGAGCUAACACAGUGUACCUAAUUGCAGAAUUAUCAGAUUAAUUUGUAAUAGAUAAGUUGUAUAACAUUUUCAUAUCUUAAAAUGUUUUUUAGAUCAAUCUUCAGGUUAAAAUAAUAUUUUCAAAAUAAAAUUCUACAGAAAAGUUCUGUUGGCUAUGAUAUGCACAUUUUUGGGCAAGACAAAUGACAAGAGCCAAAAAUAAUAUUUGACAGUUUUAUUUACUCUUCCAUAAUAUGCAAGCUUCUUAUCAUUUAAAUCUGUAGAUAUUUUUUAAAACACAGUCAUGAUAUAUGUGAUUAUUAGUAGAUACAUCAGUGUUAUAAUUAGAUAUUUGGGUUUUUUAGGUUUUAUGGAUAAUUUAGAGAAUUCAUCAUUUCACUGACAUGUAAUUAAGUAUGUUUACCUUAGUGGUAAGAUUUUAUAAAAUAGGGCUUCCAUGAUUUGGGAUGUGAAUGCUAACAUACAUAAGUUAACUAGAUACAUAAUUUGGUUAUGAAAUCUUCUAAAAUGACACCACCAGAAAAUCAGUAGAUUCAAUUUUUGAGACAAUCAUUGGUCUGAAUUGGUUAAUAAAACUGUCUUUGGGUUCUCUUUUAAAAUAUUUCUAGUGUAUUAAUCAUACUUGUUUUUGUGCAGUGGGGGUAAACCACACCAUUAAGAGAAUAAAAUGUAAUUUGGAAGAGGUAAUUAUAAGAUUUGUUUAAUGAAGGCCCCAAAAUAUAAAUAAAGACUGGUGUGGAAUCUCAGUGUAUAUGUUUUCUGCCAUUGUAAAAUGUCUUUUUUUAGCAUCUGUUUUGAAUGGUAUAAUACACAAUAGGUGAGCUUCCCAAACGUCUAUUUUUUUUAGUGUCUAAGCUAUUAUUUCUUUAAGGAAACACAUGAAGUAUAAUUAAUUAGUAGGGUGAGGUUUUUUAUUUUAUGUGAGAAUUUUUACAGAGGAAUUGUAUAAGGUUCAAGUUCCUGUAAUACUGUCUUAUGGAAACCUUUACAUUUAAAUGCAGUUUUUCUUAUAUACAUUAAAGUCUAUUUUCAUUUAU